Onychostruthus taczanowskii (white-rumped snowfinch) is the source of this 4170-nucleotide messenger RNA. RefSeq names its product NPC1 like intracellular cholesterol transporter 1 (gene NPC1L1). The transcript has 21 exons. Gene Ontology annotation, cellular component: membrane. The coding region runs from base 223 to 4146 and encodes 1307 amino acids. Lineage: Eukaryota; Metazoa; Chordata; Aves; Passeriformes; Passeridae. The record is from RefSeq and is a predicted model, not a curated record.
GGGGGGACACCGGUGCCGUGCCCACCUGGUGACAUUUGGGUGGCACUCGGAACGUUUGCGCUGGGCGGAGCCGAGGGGCGCCGGUGUGGUGGCCACUUGGUGACAUUUAGGUGGCACUUGGGAGGUCUGGGGGUGGCAGAACCAGGGGACACCCUCGUGGUGCCCACUGGGUGACAUUCGGGUGACACUUGGAGGAACUGGAGGUGGCGGAAUGCGGGGACAAUGCCGUGGCGCCAUUUGGAGGAAGCGAAGGCGCCGGAGCUGCGGCGACACCUCCGCGGUGCCCACCGGGUCCCCCUCGCCCCUCAAGGUGCCACCGCCGUGCCACCCACCCCGUCCCCGUCCCCGCAGGCGUCGCCGUCGCUGACCCCCGUGCGCCAGGCCGGCGUCUGCGCCUUCUACGGCGAGUGCGGGCGCAACCCCGAGGUCAACACGUCGCUGGUGCCCUCCAAGGUGCCCUGCCUGUCCAACACGCCGGCGCGCGUGGCGCAGGGCGCGCUGCUGGCCCUGCUGCGCUCCGUGUGCCCCGAGCUGGCGCGGGGGGACAACGAGACCACGCGGGUGUGCUGCAGCUACGGGCAGCUGAGCGCGCUGCGCGUCAGCGUGGGGCUGUCGGGCGCCGUGCUGGCGCGGUGCCCGGCCUGCGCCCGCAACUUCGCCAACCUCUACUGCCACAACAUCUGCAGCCCCGACCAGAGCCUCUUCACCAACGUCACCCGCGUGGCCGACUACGCGGCGGUGCCCGGCGCCCGGGCCGUGCUGGAGUACCGGCUCUUCUACCGCCGCCGCUACGCCGAGGCCGCCUUCGCCUCGUGCCAGGACGUGCGGCUGCCGGCCACGGGCGGCUACGCCAUCUCCACCAUGUGCGGGCGCUACGGCGCCGAGCUUUGCACGGCCCAGCGCUGGCUGGACUACCAGGGCAACAAGAACAACGGGCUGGCGCCGCUGCAGAUCGACUUCCGGCUGCUGCCCAACGGCUCCGAGCCCGGCGAGGGCGUCGUGCCGCUGGACGCGCCCGUCUGGAGCUGCGACCAAGCGCCCGGCGCCGACCAGGAGCCGUCGGUGGCCACGCGGCCGGUGGCCGUGCUGGCGGCGGCCGCGGCGGUGGCCGGAGGGCUCUCGGCCGGGCUGGUGACCCUGCAGCUGACCACGGACCCCGUGGAGCUGUGGUCGGCGCCGGGCAGCCGCGCCAGGCAGGAGAAGGAGUUCCACGACCGCCACUUCGGGCCCUUCCUGCGCACCAACCAGGUGAUCGUGACGGCGCCGGGGCGCCCCGGCACCGCCUACGACUCGGUGGUGCUGGGCACCAAGAACUUCAGCGGGGUGCUGGCCCAGGACGUGCUGCUGGCGCUGCUGGAGCUGCAGGAGACGCUGGCGGGCACCACGGCGUGGGCACCGGGCGCGGGCAGGAACGUCAGCCUGCAGGACGUGUGCUACGCCCCCCUGAACCCCGCGGCGCCCGGCGUGGGCGACUGCGCCGUCAACAGCGUCACGCAGUACUUCCAGAACAACCGCAGCCGCCUGGCGCUCAGCGCCUGGCAGCAGGACAGCAAGGAGCAGGGCACCGUGGACUGGCACGACCACCUCAUGUACUGCGUCAACUCCCCGCUCUCCUUCAAGGACAUCACGGCGCUGGAGCUGAGCUGCAUGGCCGAGUACGGCGCGCCCGUGUUCCCCUACGUCGCCCUGGGCGGCUACCGCGAGUCGGAGUACACGGAGGCCGAGGCGCUGAUUGUCACCUACUCGCUGAACAACUUCCCCGCGGGGGACCCGCGCCUCGAGUGGGCGCUGAGCUGGGAGCGGCAAUUCCUGCGCGUGGUGCGCGACUUCCAGCGCCACCACGGCGGCAACCUCUCGGUCACCUUCAUGGCUGAGCGCUCUCUGGAGGACGAGCUCAACCGCACGAGCGGGGAGGACCUGCCAGUGUUCGCCACCAGCUACCUGCUGGUGUUCGCCUACAUCGCGCUGGCCCUGGGCGAGUGUUGGGGGUGGCAGCGGGUCCUGGUGGAGUCCAAGGUGACGCUGGCGCUGGGGGGCAUCGCGGUGGUGCUGGGGGCCGUGCUGGCCGCCAUGGGGCUGCUGGCGCUGCUGGGGCUGCGCUCGUCCCUCAUCAUCAUCGAGGUCGUGCCCUUCCUCGUGCUGGCCGUGGGCGCCGACAACAUCUUCAUCUUCGUGCAGGAGCUGCAGCAGUCGCAGCAGGAGCCGGGCGAGACGCGGGAGCAGCACCUGGGGCGGGUGCUGGCACAGGUGGCACCGAGCAUGCUGCUCUGCAGCCUCUCCGAGACCGUCUGCUUCCUCCUCGGUGCCCUCUCGUCCAUGCCAGCCGUGCGGACCUUCGCCCUCACGGCGGCGCUCGCCAUCGCGCUGGACUUCGCGCUGCAGAUGUCGGGGUUUGUGGCACUGGUGGCGCUGGACAGGCGGCGACAGGAGGCCGGGCGCUUCGACCUCUGCUGCUGCUGCGGGAAGGGCAAGGGGGGCACGGCCGGGGCGGGCAGGGGGCUGCUGCGCCCCUUCCUCGAGCGCUUCUACACCCCCGUGCUGCUGCACCCCCUCGUGCGGCCCGCCGUGGUGCUGCUGUUCCUGUUCCUGGCCUGCGCCGGGCUCUUCCUGCUCUUCCACGUGUCCGUGGGGCUGGACCAGGAGCUGGCACUGCCCGAGGACUCGUACCUGCUCCCGUACUUCUCGGAGCUGAACCGCUACCUGGCCGUGGGUGUCCCCACCUACUUUGUCACCACGAGCGGCUACAACUUCUCCUCGGAGAACGGCACCAACGCCAUCUGCUCCAGCGCCGGCUGCGACGCCGACUCGCUGACGCAGAGCAUCCAGCUGGCCACGCGCUUCCCCAACGUGUCCUACCUGGCCAUCCCGGCCACCUCGUGGCUGGACGAUUUCCUGGACUGGCUGAACCCCACGGUGCGCUGCUGCCGCAUCCACCAGAGCGGGGAGCACCAGGGCGAGUUCUGCCCCUCCACCAGCACUGACCCCAGCUGCGCCCUGGGCCAGUGCCUGAAGCAGCUGCGGCGCCCCACGGCCGAGGAGUUCCAGCGCUUCCUGCCCUGGUUCCUGCAGGACCGGCCCACCCUGCAGUGCGCCAAGGGUGGCCUGGGCGCCUACGACACCGCGGUGAGCAUGGACGCCAACGGCACCAUCCUGGCCGCAGCUGACCCCAGCUGCGCCCUGGGCCAGUGCCUGAAGCAGCUGCGGCGCCCCACGGCCGAGGAGUUCCAGCGCUUCCUGCCCUGGUUCCUGCAGGACCGGCCCACCCUGCAGUGCGCCAAGGGUGGCCUGGGCGCCUACGACACCGCGGUGAGCAUGGACGCCAACGGCACCAUCCUGGCCACGCGUUUCAUGGCGUACCAGCGGCCGCUGCGCACGUCCCAGGAGUACACGAGUGCCCUGCGCGCCGCCCGCGCCCUGGCAGAGCGCAUCACGGGCACCCUGCGCGCCGUGCCCGGCACCGACCCCGCCUUCCGCGUCUUCCCCUACACGGUGACGUACGUGUACUACGAGCAGUACCUGACGGUGGUGCCCGAGGGGCUGGUGACGCUGGCACUGUGCCUGGUGCCCACCUUCGCCGUGUCCUUCCUGCUGCUGGGCAUGGACGUGCGCUCCAGCCUGGCCACGCUGCUGACCAUCGCCAUGGCGCUGCUGGGCACCGUGGGCUGCAUGGCGCUCUGGGCAGUGCCCUACAACGCCGUGGCACUCAUCAACCUCGUGGCGGCCGUGGGCAUCUCGGUGGAGUUCGUGUCCCACAUCACCUGCGCCUUCGCCCGCAGCCGCCAGCCCACGCGGGUGGCACGAGCCGCCGAGGCCACCGUCACCAUGGGCAGCAAGGUGGUGGCGGGGGUGGCCAUGACCAACCUGCCGGGGGUGGCGGUGCUGGCGUUCGCCAAAGCGCGCCUGGUGCGCAUCUUCUUCUUCCGCCUCAACCUCAUCGUCACCGUGCUGGGGCUGGCACACGGCCUGGCAUUCCUGCCCGUGCUGCUCAGCUACAUCGGGCCCGCGCCGCAGGUGCCAGCGGGGGAGGACACGCCGGGGGACACCGUGCAGGGGACAGGGCUGGGCCUGGGCAACCCCUGCUUCAAGGACACGGACAAGGACAAGGACAAGGACAAGGAAAAGGACAAGGGGUCCGGGAAGGGCUGAGCCCCCACUGCCCCCCCGCGCCCC